This is a messenger RNA of Heterocephalus glaber (naked mole-rat), 2510 nucleotides long. Lineage: Eukaryota; Metazoa; Chordata; Mammalia; Rodentia; Bathyergidae. The record is from RefSeq and is a predicted model, not a curated record.
AUAUAAAAAGGGCUGGGGAUGUAGCUCACUGUGAAGGCCCUAGGUUUAGUCUCCAGUACCAUGCAAAAACAAAAAGAAAAAACAAUCCAGAGUGAGAGAUACGGAAUAGGUCCAUUGAUGGUUAAAGCAAUCAAAUGAUGUCAAACAGGGCAAAUGCAGUUCUCCCUUAUUGAUCUGCCACGUGACAAGUGGUGUGUCUUGGGUCACGAUUAUACAAAAGUGGCAAUAGGAAUGAAACUGAAGGAGGAGAAAAAGACUGAAACCCAGGUGUAAGUGAGAGAUGCUCCAUCCUGGCUCUUACUCGGAAGCCAAAUCAGGUCCUACAGGUUAUUAGGAGAAGGGUAGUCAAUAUAAGAGCCUUCAGUUGGAUAAGUAAUCACACAUACACACACAAAAGCUACUACCUAUAAGACACUCCACGUCCCCCCCCCCUUUUUGUACUGGGUUUUAAACUCAGGACCUUGCACUUUCAAGAUAGGCACGAUGCCACUGAACUAAACCCCUCCCCAUUUUGUUCUUUAGCUGUUUCGUGUUAAAAACAAAAACCAAACAUUUAGAUUCCCCAUCCCCAACUUUUGAAAGUGAACUAAGCAUACUAAGGGGAAGCUACGGUUGCCCGCCCACAAACAUAUCAAAUAAGUUUUUGUGUGAUGCUACAGCCCGGUGCUUAUCUCUAACACGUCCCCAUAGAGUCACCUUAAUUGCAAAGAGUCACGCUCUAGCCUGGAGGGUGAGGCCUCAAGCCGGCGGAACCUUAAAACUCCGGCCGAGGCGGAAUGGAGUCCGGGCCGGAAAGCGGACUCCCGGGGAGCACCAGGUUUAAGACUUCCGCCCCGCAGACGGCUUGCCUCCACGCCAUCUUUUACACACGCCCAGCUUUAGUUCUGCGCAGGCUCCUGGAAUUAUUACCGUCUCUACGGCAACCUGGUAGCGGGAGACUGAAGAUGGAGACCCAUGAGUCUACUCAAGGAUCGCGGUCGCGAGCUUUAGACCUACAGCCCAGCUCCGAAGGACUAACGACUACCUCGGAACCGUUUCCUUCUUCAGAUGGUGGUUCUAGGUCUGCCCUGACAGCUGCAACUGCAGCAGCUGCAGCCAGUGCAGGCGCUUCCACCGCCAAAGCAGCUGCAUUAUGUUCAAAGACCCUAGAGCCCUAUUCUGGGUUCACAGAGCCCUCCUCUGACAAUCUUGGGACAGCCUGUGCUGAAUCCCACCAGACAGCCCCUGGGAGCCAUGACUUUGAGCCUGCUUAUGUUUCCUGUAUUGCUCAGGAUCCCAUUACUACAAAUGACCUUGGCUCAAGCCCUGGCCCUGCUCCUACCUCCAGCUCUGGUCCUGUCCAUGGGUUUGCCCCUGGGUCUGGCUUAGGUCCUGGCCAUGGUUCUGGUCAAGGGUCCUGUCCUGCCUCUGGAACUGGCCCAGGUUUUGGCCCUGAGGUUAGCCCCAGCACUCCUCAAAGGUUCAGAAAUCUCAGGUCAGAUCUGCUCCCUGAUAAUACCUCCUGGAGUCCCCACUGUCACUGGAAGCCUCAGAAACAACCAGCCUGGGAAUUUUUGCAAGUCUCAGAACCUGCUACCCGAGGGCUGUGGAAGCCCCAAGAGGUUGAAGGGAAGCCUAAGAUUCACUAUGGACCAUUACCACGGGGCCAGUGCCUUCUCUACAACUGGCAGGAAGAGAGAGCCACCAAUCACCUGGAUCAAGUCCCAUGCUCGAAAGAUGGCUCUGAGAGUUUCUUCUUCCGACAUGGGCACCAGGGACUGCUGACCAUAUUACAGUCACCUGUGCUCUCCACCACCACCCAGAAAGACUCAUACCAGCCUCCAAGAAACUUCCAUCAGCCUCUUCGAGGGAAGCGUGAAGCCAUGCUGGAGAUGCUCCUAUACCACCAGAUCUGUAAAGAGGUGCAGGCAGAGCAGGAACCUCCAAGGAAGCUCUUUGAAGUCGAGUCAGUAACGCAUCAUGACUACCAAAUGGAGCUGAUGGGAGUAGGGCCUCCUGCCCCAACAAAGUCUCAUGACUACCGUCAGGAGCAGCCUGAAACCUUCUGGAUACAAAGGGCACCACAGCUACCAGUAUGUGAGGGUAGACUAGGUAUUAGAGGUGGGGGAGAAAGCAGGCCAGAGGCUGCACUGUUGUGGCUUGAGAGGGUGAGAUCUGUCCUCAUCGUGGCACUUCUCCAGGGUGUCAGUUACAUCAGGACACUGGACACACCAUUCCGGAAGAACUGCAGCUUCUCAACACCAGUGCCCUUGUCUCUGGGACAGCCUUUGCCUUAUGAACCUGAGAGUUACCCCCACCAGAUGGGUGAAAUAUCUUCCCUUGCCUGUCAGGGAAGAGGGCAGGGGUAUUGAUGAGGGAGAAUGGCUCCUAUCUAAGGGUUGAGGAACAAAGUAGGGUAUGGAAUUUGGAACCUAUUUCUGUUUGUACUAGAGAAGUGGGUGGAGAGGAAGUUAAUAUUCUCUGUACUUGAUGAAAGGGAUUUACAUAAAUGGUUCUCCCUUGUCCCAAGA